Messenger RNA from Oncorhynchus nerka (sockeye salmon), 2870 nucleotides. RefSeq names its product probable G-protein coupled receptor 153. NCBI's taxonomy places the organism in Eukaryota, Metazoa, Chordata, Actinopteri, Salmoniformes, Salmonidae. The transcript has 6 exons. The record is from RefSeq and is a predicted model, not a curated record. Gene Ontology annotation, molecular function: G protein-coupled receptor activity. The coding region runs from base 477 to 2483 and encodes 668 amino acids. Gene Ontology annotation, cellular component: membrane. Gene Ontology annotation, biological process: G protein-coupled receptor signaling pathway.
UUAUUUUCUCCAAAUGGGACAAAGGACGCGCACGCUACAAUAAUGGCCACGUACAGCUGUGCUGAUACUGUUUCAAAUCUGCCCGUUCAUUUUCGAAAUCACACUGUUGGAUUGAUGUUAACGGUCGCCGGUGUCGUUCCUCAAUUCGGAAUGUAAGGACUGACCACGACUUUUGUGGACUACAGCAAAAGUAAUAUCACAGAAAGAUUGGAAUAGUCUGCGGGUGGAAUCUUUCAUAAGGCCUGUUAGUGACGCUGGCUGGGCUUGGCCACUCCUCCCCAGUCUCUCCCCCUUCUUCACCCUCCCCUUCUACUCAUUCUCUCCUGCUGCUGCCACCACCAUGCCCUCUGUCCCCUGCUGCACCACCUAUCCUGUGGAAAGUGCCCUGCGCCCCCUCCUGCCCGCCUCCACCACUAACAACGCCGUUUCCUCCUCCUCCGCUGUGACCUCUCCUCUCGCCGCCGCCCCGCCCCCCGAUGGCAUCGUCCCCGCGCUCCGCCAUGGAUGAGGAUGAGGUGAGCGAAGUGAUCAGCACCAACGCGCUGGCCUGGCUGGUGUGCUCAGCCGUGUCCAUCCUGGCCAACGCCUGGGGCAUCCUGAGCGUCAGCGCCAAGCAGAAGAAGUGGAAGCCGCUGGAGUUCCUCAUCUGCACGCUGGCCGGCACGCACAUCCUUAACAUGGCCAUCCCCAUCACCAUGUACUGCGUCAUCACCCUGCGCCGACAGCACUCCAGCUACCAAUGGAACGAGGGCCUGUGCAAGGUGUUCGUGUCCACCUUCUACACCCUGACGCUGGUCACCUGCUUCUCAGUCACCUCACUCUCCUACCACCGUAUGUGGAUGGUACGCUGGCCCGUCAACUACAGGUUGAGUAAUACCAAGAAGCAGGCGGUGCACACGGUGAUGGGCAUCUGGAUGGUGUCCUUCAUCCUGUCCACACUGCCCGCCGUGGGCUGGCACGACACCAUCGACCGCUUCUAUGCCCGCGACUGCCGCUUCAUCGUCACAGAGAUCGGCCUGGGCUUCGGCGUGUGCUUCCUGCUGCUGAUCGGCGGCAGCGUGGCCAUGGGCAUCAUCUGCAUCGGCAUUGCCCUCUUCCAGACCUUCGCCAUCCACGCGGGCCACAAGGCCGACAAGAACAAGUUCAACGUGCCCACCAUCGUGGUGGAGGACGCUCAGGGCAAGCGGCGCUCGUCCAUCGACGGCUCGGAAUCGCUCAAGACCUCGCUGCAGAUCACCUACCUGAUCAGCGGCAUCGUCUUCAUUUAUGACUUCCUCACCGGCUUCCCCAUCCUGGUGGUGAGCUUUACCAGUCUGAAGUAUGACCGCUCCUACAGCUGGAUGGUGCUGUGCGUGCUGUGGUGCUCCAUCGCUCAGUCCAUCCUGCUGCCCAUGUUCCUGUGGGCGUGCGACCGCUACCGCGCAGACGUGCGCAUGGUCUGGGAGAAGUGUGUGGCCAUCAUGUCCAACGAUGACGUGGACGAAGAAAACAGCCAAGAUGGAGGAAUUCAUGCGGACUUAAUAUAUGACAGACCAUAUGACUAUAGCUCCGCGGCUGAUAUCAUGACGGUAGACCGUAUUGCCAAGUACGAAUUCUCAACCUUAGAAAUGGGGGUCCCACAAGGGUAUCCAUUGCAACUACAGGAAGAUAAAAUGCAGUAUUUGCAGGUACCCCCUACAAGAAGAUUCUCCCACGACGAAACCGACAUGUGGACCAGCGGCCAGAUCCCCUCCUACCUACACCACUGGGGCUCCACGGAGGACGUGAUGGGGAUGGUCCAUUACAACUCCAGCUUGCCACGCCACGAGAGGCGCAGGAGCAGCCCGGUCUCCUACCACGAGGAGAGCCACCCGCACCGCAAGCGCCGGCGCUCAGAGGAUAGCGGGCACAUGCUCAAGCAGCUGCCGCGGGUGAGCGGUGGCGAGCGCUACGAGGAGGCAGAUUUGCGCUGCUUUAGCCGCGACGAGGUCAUCAACUUUAUCGAUGAGACCCCGCUUCCCAGUCCCAUGAAGAGCCCACGCCGCACCUCCACCAUUUCCCUCAUCCCAGACGUCUACGAGCAGCACAUCAUCUUGUAUCCGCAUUUCCCGCUCACCGAUUUUGAGCGUGAGCCCCAUGCCCUGCGGCGCCUCUCGCAGCAUGGCAGGAGCUGUAGUCGGGGAGGGUCACCAGAUGGCUCACACAGGGCGUGCGGUGGGGAAAGCUCCGGGGCAUGCCGUUCAGGUUCCCUCCGUGAGCACCGGCGGGAGGGGAAGCGCCAUGGCGAACUAGUCCCCGCGGGGCAAAGCCUGCGGACUGGGGAGCACUCGUCUCACAGGCCCAGCAGGACAGGAGCCCACAGAGCUGGGCCCGACUGGGGGGGACACAAGCACCUGACUACGGGAGACAGUAAAGGGAGCACAAAUAGUUUUAUAAGCUCACCUUCUGCAUCAGCCUCGGGAUAUAUCACAUUUCACUCAGAUUCCAUAGGAUCUGCCACCUAGAUAGAGUAGAGAAAGUUUUUAUUAUGAAUAUUAUUAGUAUUAUUAUUACAGAACCAUGGCAUUGGGGUGGUGGAAAGAUUUCAUACUGGUAUAUCCUAAAUAAUGGUUGAUUUUUUUCAGCCACACUAAACUCCCAAAGCCAGGACUUAUACUCUGUUUUAUUGGCCUUAAAGCUUUGUACACAUUUCAUGACCUGCCUACCUUUGCUUUAGUACCUGGUAGGCUAGACAACGUAGCAACUUUGAAAGAGGCUGUGCAAUUCCUGGGAGGCAGUGAGCUCCACCACAUAGUGACUCAAACACAUUGCUUUUAGUAAACCCAUACUAACAUCUCCUUUUAAUCUUGUGCAUAUUCCACUCUUUUGUUUUGUGUCAUUUAUUGUACGAG